AUGACGUGUUUCCUGAGGUCACUGGCGUGUAAUGGGCUGCGUGAUGUCAAACACAGACAUCUUCUUGUACAUCUUUUUGCAAGUCCACGUGGUGGUGCGGUUACUCGCCUCAACCCGGGUGGUGGAGGACGAAUCUCAGUUGCCUCCGCGUCUGAGACCGUCAAUCCGCGCAUCUUAUCACGUGACUUGUUGAGCGUGUUACCACGGAGACAGCACGUGUGGAGGCUUCACGCUAUUCUCCGCGGCAUCCACACACAACUCGCCACACGCCCCACCGAGAGCGAGAACCACAUUAUAGUGACCACGAGGAGGUUACCCCAUGUGACUCUACCCUCCCUAGCAACCGGGACAAUUUGGUUACCCCGUGUGACUCUACCCUCCCUAGCAACCAGGCCAAUUUGGUUACCCCGUGUGACUCUACCCUCCGUAGCAACCGGGCCAAUUUGGUUACCUCGUGUGACUCUACCCUCCCUAGCAACCGGGACAAUUUGGUUACCCCGUGUGACUCUACCCUCCCUAGCAACCGGGCCAAUUUGGUUACCCCAUGUGACUCUACCCUCCCUAGCAACCGGGACAAUUUGGUUACCCCAUGUGACUCUACCCUCCCUAGCAACUGGGACAAUUUGGUUACCCCGUGUGACUCUACCCUCCCUAGCAACCGGGCCAAUUUGGUUACCCCAUGUGACUCUACCCUCCCUAGCAACCGGGCCAAUUUGGUUACCCCAUGUGACUCUAUCCUCCCUAGCAACCAGGCUAAUUUGGUUACCCGAUGUGACUCUACCCUCCAUAGCAACCGGGACAAUUUGGUUACCCCAUGUGACUCUACCCUCCCUAGCAACCGGGACAAUUUGGUUACCCCAUGUGACUCUACCCUCCCUAGCAACCGGCCCAAUUUGGUUACCCCAUGUGACUCUACCCUCCCUAGCAACCGGCCCAAUUUGGUUACCCCAUGUGACUCUACCCUCCCUAGCAACCGGCCCAAUUUGGUUACCCCAUGUGACUCUACCCUCCCUAGCAACCGCCCAAUUUGGUUACCCCAUGUGA
Messenger RNA from Xyrauchen texanus (razorback sucker), 1044 nucleotides. RefSeq lists its product as uncharacterized. The transcript has 3 exons. The record is from RefSeq and is a predicted model, not a curated record. Lineage: Eukaryota; Metazoa; Chordata; Actinopteri; Cypriniformes; Catostomidae. Bases 1 to 1044 code for a protein of 347 amino acids.